This is a messenger RNA of Prorocentrum cordatum, 753 nucleotides long. NCBI's taxonomy places the organism in Eukaryota, Dinophyceae, Prorocentrales, Prorocentraceae. The record is from the annotation of a GenBank genome assembly.
AUGCGCUCUCUGCUCGCCUGCGCUCUGCUGCCCAGGCUCGCGGGCGCCCUGGGCGCCCUGUCCGCCCUCAGGGCCCGCGGCCCGGAGUCGGCGGAGGCCUUGAAGACGCUGGACCGCAACAGUGACGGCCGAGUGACGUUCGACGAGAUCGCCUCGUUCGCGAAAGCGAAGGGCCUGGACUACGCGUCCACCCUGACUGAGUUCUCGGGUUUCGAUGCCAACCAGGACGGCCAGCUCGACCCCGUGGAGCUCACAAAGGCCCUCGGGCCGCCGGCGGCCGCCGGGCCGCUGCUGGCCACGGGGGCGCCGUCGAGGCCGGCGCGGUCGGGCGGCCUGGCGCUGGCGGACGCCGCGCGCCGCACCGUAACAGGCGGCGCCGGGCUGUCGCAGCUGUCCGAGUCUUCGGAGGUGGAGAGGCGCGCCGCGACGCUCUCCGAGCGCGCCAACCUGAUGCAGGCCGAGGCCCAGAAGGAGCUUGGUGCGCAGGAGCUCGAUCGGCAGGCGGCGCUGCUCCGCGCCAACGCCACGGCCAUCCUGAGGAGGGCGCAGCAGGACGCUUCGGAGAGCGGCAUGCUGGCGGCGAGGGCCAAGGCCGAGGAGCUCCACAGCUCCCUCGUGAAGCUGCAGGGCGACGCCAUGCGCGCGGAGGUGCGCGCGGCAGCGGUCAAGGCGAAGGCCGAGGCCGAGCUGACGGAGGCCAACGACCUGAUGUUCGUCGCGGAGAGCGGCCUGAGCACUGUCGGCCGCGCGUGA